Messenger RNA from Laccaria bicolor S238N-H82, 1713 nucleotides. RefSeq lists its product as uncharacterized. Gene Ontology annotation, molecular function: zinc ion binding; nucleic acid binding. Lineage: Eukaryota; Fungi; Basidiomycota; Agaricomycetes; Agaricales; Hydnangiaceae. The coding region runs from base 1 to 1713 and encodes 570 amino acids. The record is from RefSeq and is a predicted model, not a curated record. The transcript has a single exon.
AUGUCUGGGACCGGAGCGAAGCCUAAAGGCCAGCCUCCACCUCAAAAAGGUAAAGUGGCGACCAUUCGACAAAAUCGAACGGCCGAACCAGAAGUACAGGAACGGGGGAAGACGAGAGCCACGGGGGCGGUGGACCUAGAUGAAGACGAACAAGAAAUAGGCGACUCAGAGAAAGGGAGGUCUUACCUCGAAGAGAAACUGCUCCUUGUCCCGUCGGGCGCUCUGCUCACUUUGGGCACACUCGCUACGACACUGCACCAGAUUGCGGCUUUGCCGGGAGUCACCCUCCCUGUAAUCAACGCAGUUCGCGCGGUUGCUUUCUUGCUGAAGGAAGUCGAGCUAGGGGCAGUAGCAGAAGAUAUCAGGGACAUCGCCAAUGCACAGUUCAACGAGAUGACCACAGAUUUGAGGGAGUUCACGGAGGGGCUCAGGGUGAAGGUUAUGGAAGAGUUGGAGAAGAAGACAGAAGUGUUGAAAGAGAAAACAGUGGAACUGGCCGAGGUGGUCGAAAAGGCGGUACAACAGGCGGGGAACGCAGCCAGCUCCCCGUACAGGGACGCGCUGCACAGGGGACUCUCUGGGGCGCCGAUGGAUGCUAACCCCCGUCUAGCUGCGAAGGAAAAUAUCAGACAACGUCAAUCGCUGGUCGACAUACCACAAGGAUCCAGCCUCAAAGACUGUGCUAACCUAGUCCUGGUGGGCAAGUUUACGGAGGCGAUGGGUAAGGCGACAGCGCAGAAACACAAGAUUAGAACGGCACUGAGGCUCCAAAACGGCGGGAUCUUGGUUGAAAUGGCUACGGACGAAGGCGCAGCAUGGUUAGCUUCCAAGGACAAUGCAGCGGCCUUCCUGCGGGAACUGGGAGAAACUGAGGCCUCCUUCAAGAAGAGAUCGUACAACGUUGUCGCCUACUAUGUGCCACUAACCCUUGACCCCGGCAGCGAGAAGGAUAGAAGAGAGAUAGAGGAAUCAAACAACAUACCUGAAGGCGGUCUGACGAAGAUGAGGUGGAUCAAGCCCCCAGCACGACGAAGGACAGACCAACGCUUCGCUCAUGUCAUCGCCACCUUUUCGGACGCGGACGCGGCCAACCGGGCAAUAGUAAAUGGGCUGACGAUCUGCAACAAGAGAGUAUCAGUGGCGAAGAGCAGGAAGGAACCGAUUCGCUGUCUCAAGUGUCAAGGCUGGGACCACAUCGCGUCGGAGUGCAACAUCAAGGACAAAGAGGUAAACGUAUGCGGUACAUGCGGGGGAAGGGAUCACUGGACCAGUAAGUGUCCACAGCCAGGUGUCACUUUCUGCUCUUCUUGCAGGACAAGCGACCAUACCAGCUGGGACCGCGAGUGCCCUACUUUCCGCAGGAAGAUCGAAGACCUCAAUGCCAGGGAUCCAGCAAACGACUUACCUUUCUUCCCAGCGAAGGAAUCAUGGACGUGGUCGCCGUCUUAUCCAACGCAAGGACGUCGAGUUCCCCCGGCAGAGAUCCAGGUCAAUCCGAUUCAGCCAGCUACACAGAGGAACAGGUAUCGGCAAACACAGAUCAACUUCGAGUACGCGGCUCCAGGUGGAAGACCGUACACCAAGGAGUCACGGUCGAGCCAGCGCUCGACCCCUGCCGUAGCUAAGUCACCCCCUCCUCCUUUCCCCAAUCCAGAGUCAACAGAGUCUCCAAUAGCAGCCCCCAUGUCGAGUAACGGCUUAACGCCACCCUGA